UAUCAUUCUUACUUCACAAAUAGUUUUAUUAUUUCAUCACCUACCUAUUUGUGACCAAGUGUUUGUCAGUUGUCACCAUAUAUAUAUAUUAUAUAGAAAUGGAGCUUAGUUUUAUGCACAAACUUGGGGUUGUUUGUCUCAUAUUAUUGGUCUUAAAUAGUGCAGUGUGCUGUUUUGCGGAUUCAUAUAGGAAAUCAAGAGCAUCUUAUUACAAUACCCCUGAUGGCUACGGGAAUCCAUGGGGAGCUUGUGGCUAUGGCGAGUACGGAAGGACUGUCAACGGUGGCAAUGUUGCGGCCGUGUCCGGUGAUAUUUGGAAAGGUGGAAGUGGUUGCGGCGCAUGCUAUCAGAUUCGGUGUAAAAUAGCACAAUAUUGUGACGAAGAUGGAACACGUGUAGUAGUAACAGAUUACGGUGAAGGAGACAGAACAGAGUUCAUAAUGAGCGAACAUGCAUUCUCAAAUUUGGCACGUGACUCAGCUGCUUCUGCAAAGUUGAUGAAAUAUGGUGUUGUGGACAUUGAAUACAAGAGGGUCUCUUGUAAAUACUCUAACCGCAAUGUUCUUGUUAAGAUCCAUGAAAAGAGCAAUAAUCCUUAUUACUUUGCUAUGUUGCUUCUCAAUGUUGGUGGAAAAUGUGACGUUGCUGCUGUUCAGUUGUGGCAGGAAGAUCACAAAGAAUGGAGUCCACUGCGAAGGGUGUAUGGAACAGUUUUUGAUUAUGAGAACCCACCAAGUGGUAAAAUCACCUUAAGGUUCCAAAUGGAUUGUGGUGAAAGGCUUGUUUGGGUGCAUCCCAAGAAACCUAUCCCCAGUGAUUGGAAUGCUGGGGAAGCAUAUGACACUGGCCUUCAGUUCUAACUUUCAAAUCAAUUAGAAUUGCAGACACAUGAUGACAUCUUUAUUUGCAUUGGAAUCUUAAUAUGAGAGU
Molecule: messenger RNA, 930 nt
Organism: Arachis duranensis
Lineage: Eukaryota; Viridiplantae; Streptophyta; Magnoliopsida; Fabales; Fabaceae
Product: expansin-like B1
Exons: 4
Coding region: 99-860 (253 amino acids)
Cellular component (GO): extracellular region
Source: RefSeq, a predicted model, not a curated record